Molecule: messenger RNA, 1365 nt
Organism: Aureobasidium pullulans EXF-150
Lineage: Eukaryota; Fungi; Ascomycota; Dothideomycetes; Dothideales; Saccotheciaceae
Exons: 3
Coding region: 5-1357 (450 amino acids)
Source: RefSeq, a predicted model, not a curated record
CAAGAUGCAGUUACCGCCGACCUCAGUUCUGGUCAACUGGCCAACACCGAACUACGAACACCCCAAAACACAAGGACUCCCACUCGUCAUUGUCAAUGUCAUCUUCAUGACGCUGAUCAGCUUGGCUGUGCCUCUGCGUCUCUACGGUCGAUUCAGAAAUAAAGGGCGCUUGGGGUGGGACGACUUCAACAUGGCAAUCGCAUAUGUCUUUGGUCUUGCCCUUGGCAUUGUUGUUAUUCUCGCCAACGUUCGAUACCAGUGGAACCGCCAUCUAUGGGAUGUCGAGUUCACCAUGUUCCAAUCCGCUUCCAUCGUAGCCUUUCUUUCCAAGCUUUUGUUCACACUCGCCGCUACAUUCGCUCGCGCAUCUCUCAUUUGUUUCUACUUCCGCCUCAUCAAAGAUACUGGUUACAGUCUAUUUAAAUGGGUUCUCUGGGCAACAUUUGCAUACAACGUUGCCAUCGGCGUUGCUUUUGUUAUUCUUGCAGUCUUCCUCUGCACACCAGUUGAAGCAUACUGGGUGUUCCCUGUGAUGAAGAAUGCCAGAUGUCUGGACGAAGGUCCGGUAACCCUAGUUGCCGGAGUGCUCAACUGUAUCUCGGACCUCUUGGUCACUCUGCUACCUAUCCCUAUCAUCAUGGGACUCAACAUGCCCUUGAGGCAAAGAAUCGGAGUCUCGAUCUUGCUUUCUUUGGGACUUGUCGUCACAGUCGCUGGCGUUGUACGCACUUACUACAUCUGGAGAACUCUUAUGGACACUUACGACGAAACUUGGGACUCAAUGCCUUUGUACAUCUGCGCCACAGUUGAGAUCGAUUUGGCCAUUCUCUGCGGAUGUGCACCAGCACUCAAGCCUCUUUUCGCCCCAAUGAUGCAUCACGUCACUGAGAUGAUCAGUACUGUUACUGGCAGCGGCAGCCAUGGUACCAAGCUACAGGACACAACCAUUACCCGAUCCACCGUCAUCUCCCAGCAAAAUCGCAAGAAGUCUACCCGAGACGAAGGUGACAAGAUCCCAAUGCACUUCGUCACUGUUGAUGGACGUGCAAGCGAUGACAGCGAAUCCGAGUCAAGCGACCACUAUCCUGCCACUAGCAUACCUGCAUCAAACUCCUCAACACCAGCACGAGGACCCAACAGAUCAUGUUCUCGGGCUUCAAGCCAGCGAACCAUGCUAGCCAAUCGCGAUGGCCACGGCGCAUCAAGCUGGGACAUCGAAGAAGGCUCCGAAGGCGAAGACCACGUCCCUGAAAUCCAAGUGAUGCCUCGCCGACAAGGCUCAGACCCCGAUGUCGAAAAGGGCGAUUACAACACAGACUGGCGUGUGAGCAAAGGCGUCAAAGCUGGUUGGAUUUGAUAUCCAAC